Molecule: messenger RNA, 1086 nt
Organism: Adineta steineri
Lineage: Eukaryota; Metazoa; Rotifera; Eurotatoria; Adinetida; Adinetidae
Source: the annotation of a GenBank genome assembly
AUGUCGUUUAAUUAUUCUACAAUUUUUGAUGAAGAUCUUUCUCCUGAUGAUCCAUUAUUUUGGAGUCUACCAACACCAGUCAAUUGUGAUUCAGUUCGUACUCUUGGUAUAUUCUUAUGUAUAGCUGCACUGGUUGGUAUUGUUUGUAAUGGAGCUUUGGUUUAUAGUUUUGCACGAUACAAAGCACUUCGUACACCAUCGAAUAUAUUUGUCAUGUUUAUUGCUGGAAUUGGUCUUUUUGCUUCCUGUACAAUUCUUCCAUUGACAGGUACAUCUUCAAUUUAUUGUCAAUGGUUAUAUCAACGUGCAGGUUGUCAAUUCAGUGCUAUUGUUGCAUUUUUAUAUGGAUGUGCAAGUUCUUAUUUACUCUGUGGAGUAAGUCUAAGUCGAUGUUAUAUGAUUGUUCGACCAUUUAAAGCUAAAGAUGUUACUGUGAAUAAAUGUAUUAUCAUCUCUAUUAUUUCAAUAUUGAUUGCUUUUAUUUGGACUAUGUUACCUUUAAUGGGAUGGAAUGAAUAUACGAUGGAUGGAGCUCGUACUUCUUGUUGUAUCAAUUGGUAUGAUCGACGUGCUUCUUACGUUUCAUAUCUUUUUUUUCUAUUCAUCGUUGUUUAUUGUAUUCCACUGAUUAUUCUUGUUAUUGCAAAUAGAAUAACUUUGGAAGGGCUUAAACGAAUGCAUAAAAAUAUUGAAAAUGGUAUUCAAACAGGACUUAAUCGAAAACGAAUUGAAAUGGAACGACGCAUUGUCAGAAGUAUAAUAAUUACAACUUGUGGUUUUAUUGUAACAUGGACACCCUAUGCUGUAACAUUUUUUGCUUCAGCAUUUCGAGGAAAAGAAUAUGCAUUACCACCAAUGGUUACUUUUUCUUGUGCUUGUAUUGCUAAAUCAUCUGUUAUAUGGAUUCCAAUGCUUUACAUCGGCACAUCAACUCAUUUUCAAUUACAAUUUGUCAAUCAAGAUGCACUAAAUGAAGGAAUACCAAACAAUCGCGGCAAUACAGUGUUACCUAAUAUACCCAGAUUAUCUCGAAAAAUUGAUGAUAUACCAAUGAAUCCCAUUCCUCACAAUACUGCUGACAAUUAA